Molecule: messenger RNA, 1408 nt
Organism: Phyllotreta striolata
Lineage: Eukaryota; Metazoa; Arthropoda; Insecta; Coleoptera; Chrysomelidae
Source: the annotation of a GenBank genome assembly
CCUCAACAAAAAUUGUUUUGGUGAAUUUGUGUGUAAUUUGGUGUUUGGGAUAGAAUAAUUUAUAUUUACCAUAAAAAUGGUUGUUUGUAAAUUUUUCCUACAAGGGACUUGUAAAUUCGGAAACAUGUGCAAGUUUCAACAUGACGUAAACGAGUCUUACAAUCCGUUUCAAUCGGGAGGAACGUCGGUGCUAAGAACUUCCAACUUUAAUCAACCUAAAUUCGCACAACCAGCACAAGAAAAACCAGCAGUAGAUACGAAUAUGCUAGUUAAAUCUGUAGUAUCCGAUAUGACACAGGCAGAAAAAGGUGGACAAUGGCUAUUUUCCUGCUACGCUCCUUACAAAGAAAAGCCAAUAUUUCCUGGAUUUGAAGACCUCAGUUUCGAAGAAUUAAGAUUCGCUUAUUACGAAGCCGUAAAAACAAACACAGUUGAGCAAUACAAACAACAAAUACAGGGAAAAGUUCAGGAAGUUUUAAUAAAAGUGAGGUCACUUCAGAAUCCAUCACCGGAUAUAAUAAACAUGCUUGUGAACAUUUACAAUACUCCUCCAUCAUCACAAGCCGGAACAUUUACAGGAAACACACAAACCAAUGUUACUAGUAACUUCAGUUUCAAUUCAGGAGGAAUAAAUCAACAGAAUACAACUACUCUGUUCAAUCAACCGAACCAAAGCAUCUUUGGGAAUACUCAACAGAAUGCAUUUAAUAAUCAAGCAAAUAACGUAUUUGGUGGAAGUAACGUAAAUAAUCAAAACACACAAAAUAUAUUUGCGAACCAACAGAGCAAUGUCUUUGGAAAAGUGCCACCUGCACCUACUGGAAGUAUUUUUAAUCAAGCAAAUAACAACAUGAGCGCACAAAGCAACUCUAUUUUCAACACCCAACCGGUUCCUUCACAAACUAACACAGGAUCGAUAUUCACCAACAACCAGCCAGCACACAGUGGUAAUAUAUUCGCUAACGCGAACCAGAAUCAACCUGCUCCACAAGCACAGAAUAUUUUUGGCGCUGCACAACCCGUAGCAGCUUCUUUUGCACCUCCAAACAACCAGUUCGUACAACCUACACAAAAUCCCCAAACGCCCAUGUUUAAUCAACCUCCGGCGAAUGAUCAACCGCAAGGUUUCAAUAACAACAUAUUUAGAAACCAACAAAACCCUGCACCAGCUACUCUACCUAAACAAGUUGAUUCUAGCAUUUAUUCCAAAUUAGAAGAUUUAUCGGAAGGAGACAUCAAAUGGUUUCAAAGUGACGACUUGGAUAUAUCGAAUAUACCAGAGAAGCCACCUACAUACGAAAUGUGCUUUAAGAUUUAAUUUUUUUCAUUGUGAUAUUAGUAUUUUAUUGUUUAUUAUAGUUGCCUUUAUUUACUUAAUGAAUAAUUUUGAAAUUAAACAUUACCGAAU